AUGGAUUCGCCUAAGAACGAAAGUUCAUCGACCUCAACUACGACCGAAAAAACGAAGACUCCGGAUUUAAUUUUUGCUGAGUUUGAAUCUAGCAGUAACGUGAAAUCAAUUCGUAAACUUUUAGAGAAGGAAAAAAUCGACUCGACGUCUACAGUGAAAUCGAUAUUAAGACCUAUUUAUGUGCCAGAUGAAGAAACCGACGAGGUAACUCGUGUUGUAAACUAUGGAUUACCUGUUAAGGCAGACGAGAAUAAGGACACAAAACCAACGUCAAGUGAUUCGACCGACUAUUUUUCUAUGUACAAUAAUUUGUAUAAUAAUGAACCCGUUCCUGUAUACGUUCCUUCUACAACUAUUAUGACUACUACGAGUACUGCUUCUCCAACAACCACAACAACUACAUCAAACCCGAUGAAUGUAGAAAAUAUUUGGCAUAUAAUUGAUAACCAAAAAUACGAUGAAUACGCUGGAAAGUGGGAGGAAGAAGUUGUUGCAGACGAAAAUACUGAAGAUGCAAGUCAGGAUGGAAAUAUGGACAAUCAUACAGAACAAUCAGAAAAUAGCGACAAACAAGGACAAGUACCUCUCGAUGAAAAUUUUGCUUUACCAGGAUUUACGUCAAAUCCUGGAAACGGAGCAGAAAACGAGUCUCGUGCUAUUCGUACAGAACCUAAAUUUAGAUUUCCUUAUGUGAAUCUGAAACCAUUUCAAGUGAAAGACUUAAAGAAACCUUCAGGUCAUAGCAAAACAGGGAACAACAUGUUUAAUUUAAAUGAUUUUCGAGAUGUUAAGAAUCCGGUGAGAGGUGAAGCACAAGACGUGGUACCUAUUCGUCAACCGAUAGAUCGUUAUAAUCCAGCACAACCUUACCUUCCACAACCGUAUGGUGGAAAUUCUAAACAAUCUGGUGGAUACUCAGCACCUGAGAAGGCAGUUGCAAACCUAGUUCCACCACCACCCCCUCCACCAAAACUGACAGAUAACGAUUUCCCGGCUCCUUCUAGUUAUGAGUCGUUCCCUCCUUAUGCUUCUGCCUCAGCUCCGAACCCCAGUCCUGCGCCUCCAGCAGCUUCACCGCUUCCAUCUCUACCUGUCUCAAAACCAGUUAUUACCAUGUAUCAACCUCCAAUUAUUGAUUCAUCUGACAGCUCUGACGCGAUUUUACCACCGUCUGAUGAUAUGGGACCACCAACUGACCUUGGAUAUCACUACCAGCAACCCCCGACGCAAUUUUUACCAACUGUUCCCCCAAUGAAGACAAAACCUUUCAACGGCUAUUCAUACAAUAAGCCGUCACUUACUCUUGAUACACCCCCAGCAUUGAGUUCGGAUGAAAAGCCUGAAUUUCAAGGAUAUGUUUACAGCAAACCUGAACCCCCUUCUAUGUCGGAUGAUCACAUGGCACACAAUCACCCACUUCAUAGUCACGUCCCUUCAAACAAUGACCAUCACGACUCAGACUAUCCUGAACUCAUUUAUAAUAAGCCACAUGAUGGUAUGAGUGAUGCAAAGGGUGGAAGCGACAUGAAAGGGACCGAUAUGGCACCUCCUCCACUGCCUUACGGCCAUGGUCCAUCUAUGGAUGCUGGUGCUUCGAUUGACCAAGGUUUUCCUCACGAUUUUCCUGGAGAUUUCAAAUUUCAUCAUGAUUUUGACGAUCACGAUUAUCAUCACCAUCAUCAUCCCCAUCCAACAACUACAACUACAACAGAACAACCUCGAGUAAACCGAUACAGCUAUUAUUAUUUAGGAAAGAAGUUAUACUAUCUGCCCUUGUAUUUCAGUGUCUAUUUUAUUAUAUACGUGGGUGCUCUUAUAAUCAAGGCAGUCCUUCGUCACAAGAUUGUAUACCCAAAUAGUUGGCGGCCUAAUGGUACAACUGCAUCUUUUUUCUCUAAGCGCUCUGUGGAUUCGUGGGACCUUUCCAAUGAAAACAUACAUGAAAUUACUGGAAAGGUCACGCACGCGAUCGCUUCAGCUGCAGAAAAAUAUAUGGAUAAAAAGAAAAAGUAAGAAGAACAAUGAAUUCAUAAAAAAAUAUAUCCUUAUUUUGUUUUAUUGUAAAUAAUAGAUAGGCUAUUUAGUUGCAAACUGGACACAUUUAAAACAAGUGAUUUCGUCUGAUCUACGUGCAUUUUUGAAUGGUGUUCAUUAUUACAACUAUGAUAAGUAUUGUUUUCUUUAGAACAUGUAUUAUUGCUCAAAGUGUAUCAUUAAGACAAUCCUAUUAGAAUUAAAUCUGGUUUUAUAUUAUUAAGAAAGAUUUUUCCUUUUUACCUAUUACACCAUAAUACUAAUAACACACUAAAGCGAUAAUAUUUUAAAAUCAUACUUUAUAUUAUUGUAAAUUUGUUAAGAUAAUAUGAAUACUUUUUUAUCUUCUGAACAUAAAAUGCUGUAAAAAAUAGUUCAGUGCUAUUAUUUCCUUUGUAUGUAUUACUCGUAUCUCUUUUUUCCUUUUUUUUAAUGUUUAUCUAGAGCUUUAUCGUUAUCAAAUAUAUUUUUUGGGAAUACCUAGUCAUUUAUCUUUCAAAAUAUCAGUAAGAAAAC
Molecule: messenger RNA, 2550 nt
Organism: Bombyx mori (domestic silkworm)
Lineage: Eukaryota; Metazoa; Arthropoda; Insecta; Lepidoptera; Bombycidae
Product: cell surface glycoprotein 1
Exons: 2
Coding region: 1-2013 (670 amino acids)
Source: RefSeq, a predicted model, not a curated record